This is a messenger RNA of Cygnus atratus (black swan), 3739 nucleotides long. RefSeq names its product golgi associated, gamma adaptin ear containing, ARF binding protein 1 (gene GGA1). Gene Ontology annotation, molecular function: phosphatidylinositol binding; small GTPase binding; ubiquitin binding. The record is from RefSeq and is a predicted model, not a curated record. Gene Ontology annotation, biological process: vesicle-mediated transport; intracellular protein transport. Gene Ontology annotation, cellular component: trans-Golgi network. NCBI's taxonomy places the organism in Eukaryota, Metazoa, Chordata, Aves, Anseriformes, Anatidae. The transcript is spliced from 17 exons. The coding region runs from base 25 to 2022 and encodes 665 amino acids.
CCGGGGCCGGGGGCGGGUCCCGGCAUGGAGCCCGAGACGCUGGAGGCUCGCAUCAACAAGGCCACCAGCCCGCUGAACCGGGACCUGGACUGGGACGGCAUCGGCGCCUUCUGCGAGCAGCUCAACAAGGAGCUGGAGGGCCCUCCGCUCGCCACCCGGCUGCUGGCGCACAAGAUCCAGUCCCCGCAGGAAUGGGAAGCCAUCCAGGCCCUCACGGUGCUGGAGUCGUGCAUGAAGAGCUGCGGCAAGCGCUUCCACGAUGAGGUGGGCAAGUUCCGCUUCCUCAACGAGCUCAUCAAGGUGGUGUCACCCAAGUAUCUUGGCAGCCGGACACCAGAAAAAGUGAAGUCCAAGAUCCUGGAGCUGAUGUACAGCUGGACGCUGGGGCUGCCUCACGAGGUGAAGAUCUUGGAGGCCUACCAGAUGCUGAAGAAACAAGGUAUUGUGAAAUGUGACCCCAAACUGCCUGACGAUGCUCCUUUUCCGCCACCUCCUCCUCGUCCCAAGAACAUCAUCUUUGACGACGAAGAGAAAUCGAAGAUACUGGCUCGCCUCCUGAAAAGUUCCCAUCCCGAGGACCUCCGGGCUGCCAACAAGCUCAUCAAGGAGAUGGUUCAGGAGGACCAGAAGCGCAUGGAGAAGAUCUCCAAGAGGGUGAAUGCCAUCGAGGAGGUGAACAACAACGUGAAGCUGCUGACAGAGAUGGUGACGAACUACAGCAAGGGGGAGACGACGGAGAGCAACGAGGACCUAAUGAAGGAGCUGUAUCAGCGCUGCGAGCGCAUGAGGCCCAUGCUUUUCCGGCUCGCCAGUGACACAGAAGACAAUGAUGAAGCUUUGGCGGAGAUCCUGCAAGCCAACGACAACCUGACACAGGUGAUCAAUCUCUACAAGCAGCUUGUGCGGGGAGAAGAGAUCAACGGGGAGAUGAUGGCUGGUCCCCUUCGAGGCAGCACCUCAGCACUUCUGGAUCUGUCAGGACUGGACCUCCCAGCAACAGGCCCUUCCUACCCAGCCAUGCCCACCCUCUCAGGUGGCUCGGCAGUCGCUGUGCCUGACCAGGCUGGCUCUGUCUCACUGUUGGACGAUGAACUCAUGUCUUUAGGCCUGAACGAUCCAGCACCGCAUCCUGCCCAGGCUGGUGACAGCAGUGGCUGGAACAGCUUCCAGUCAUCAGAUAGCAGCGAGCUCAACAUCGCCGCCGUUGUGGCAGCACCGCCAGUCAAAGCAGAUGCUGGCACGUCCUCCCCCAAACCUUCGGCUUGCACGAGUGGCCUGGACGACUUGGACCUCCUGGGCAAGACUCUGCUGCAACAGUCUUUGCCUCCGGAGUCCCAACAAGUGCGAUGGGAGAAGCAGCCACCCCCCCGGCUCACCCUGAGGGAUCUCCAGAACCGGAGCAGCUCUGGCACCGCAGCCCCCAACCCCAGCGCUCUGCCCGUGCUGCAGAGCACUUCUCCUAACCCCCCGCUGCCCCUGACCUCGGAGGUGCCUGCCCCUGCUGCGCUUCCAAAAGCUGCUACCACGCCGCCGGGAAGCGCUCCUGGCCCAGCACGGCCUCCUGCCACCACGCUGCCCCAGGAGAUCUCGCUGGCCAACAUCACUGUGCCUCUGGAGUCGAUCAAACCCAGCAGCAUCCUCCCUGUGACGGUGUACGACCAGCAUGGUUUUCGUGUCCUCUUCCACUUCGCGAAGGACGCCCUGCCCGAGAGGCCUGACGUGCUGGUGGUGGUGAUUUCUAUGCUUAGCACGGCCCCGCAGCCCAUCCGAAACAUUGUCUUUCAGUCUGCUGUCCCCAAGGUGAUGAAGGUGAAGCUACAGCCUCCCUCGGGCACGGAGCUGCCGGCCUUCAACCCCAUUGUCCAUCCCAGUGCCAUCACACAAGUCCUGCUGCUCGCUAACCCACAGAAGGAGAAAGUGAGGCUACGAUAUAAGCUGACCUUCACCAUGGGAGAGCAAACCUACAAUGAAAUGGGGGAUGUGGACCAGUUCCCCCCACCGGAGUCCUGGGGAAACCUCUAGGGCCGCACGUUGCAGGCACUACAUUGCAGAGUCCUUGGGAAAACAGCCCUGGGGGGCUGGGGCAGCCUGAGGAGACGGGGAGGGUGGGUGGGGGGCUGCUGCUCACGCUCUGCUCCAGACGGCCGGGCAAGGGCCAGAGGGAGCCUGCCUCCAGGGUGAGAGCAGAGACGCCAGGAGAUGUUCGUCCCACAGGACCAGAAGCGCAGUCGAGCUUCUUGCGGGUGAACGGUUGCCUUCCCUGCUCUUCCGAAGGCAUUUCUCCCUCUCCAGUUUGUCCAGCUUCUCUUCUAACCUCGCUUUUCCCCUCUAGGUGCAGUGGGGAGUGCGGAGGGGGAGCUUUAAGAGCCUCAGCCUGGGGCAAGGUGUAGCGAAGGAAGAUCCUUUCCCGUGUCUGUCCUCCCUCCGCCCUUCCCAGCCCUUCAGCUGCUUCGUGCUCUGCACUGCUCCCUUGCGUUAGCGAAUGCUGAGUUCUCGGGGCUUCCCCCUUGCCCUCUCCUGGGAGCUGGACCCCCUUUCUGGUGGGAUCACCCUGGAGCUGGUGCAGAACGAGGCUGAACGGGGACUUGGGUGUCUUUCCAGCACCACAGAGCGGGCACCCAUCCUUGUUUCGGGGGGCCAGGGGGAGAUUUUCCACUCCCCCCCUCCUUCCAGGGGCAGGCAGAGCUGUCGGUGGGAGGUGGGCAGUGGGAAGGGCUUGCCCCGUGCCUCGCCAUCCCCUUCAGCUCUGCAUCCUUGGCUUCUGGGCGCUGAAACCCUGCAGGGAGGAAGCGUGCAGCCUUCCUCUGUGCUUCAUGUGCCGCAGCAGGCAUUCGGGACUGCGGCUGCACCAUCACACCUCCUUGUCCCGCGUGCCAGCCCUGCGAGGGGCAUGUUCAAAAGGGGCCUUCUGCGGGGGGCCGAGCCUCCCCCCAGCCUUCUGCCGGGCAGGGAAGGGAAGCCACAGAUUCUCUGCGCUCCCCUGGCUGGGCUGGAAGAGACGGACGAGGAGGUGGGAUGGUUUCUUCCAGCUCUGCUCUCCCCUUGCAGCAGGGGAAGCGACAGGCUGGGGGGCAGGCCGGAGCCCAGCGCAUCACCAGGGGGCACCACUAAGCUCUGCACUGGGAGCCCAGCGCCACGCUGGGGGGGGGGGAGAAAACGGGGUACGGCUGUGCCCUGUGCACCUUUACCCCCCCAGUUUUCUCUCCCUGCAGCGGGGAGGGGGCUCGCCCGGCCGCCCGAUCACUGUGACACGAGAGCGGGGAUCUGCAGGCGGGGAGGAGACCAGGGGGUGGCACGGCCCUGGCAAUCCCCAUCACGUAGGAGCUGCUUCCCUUCCCUAAGCUGUUUUUAACCAGGCUGGAUCUUGGGGGCAAGCUGUGGUCCUGCUCAGCUUGCUGGAGAUAGAAGGAAAAUUGCACAAGGUGGAGAGGAGUUGGGAGGCUUUGUGCUCUCUGCUUGAGGGGUGGGAGCUGGGGGCAGUGAGUGGCAGAGGAGAGGGGGAAGCGAGGUCUUUGUGCUGGGGGUUCUGCUGUGGCUUACUUCCCUUUCUGGUCUCUUCAGGGUUUUGUAUGGUUGUUUUUUUUUUUUUUUUUCUUUGCAGAUCUUGUUUGGUUCGAGAACAGACUUGUAUAUAUUUUCAGUGCAAAUUCUGUAAAUGGAAGAAAACAAACGGAAAAAAAAAAUUAAAAACGCCCGGCGCGAAGAAUCUGCUGUAUUUAUGGGAAAUAAAGAGUUCUUU